CACUAUCCCUCUUACGUACUGCUGCUGCUCCACUCACCCCUUACUGCACCAACUCAGAAACCACUGCCCAAACACACCACUUUCUCUCUCCUUCUCUCUUGCUCUGUUUCUCCGGGAACCAGAGCAUGGAGCGUAGUUUCAGCUUCUACAUUCUCUCAUUUCUUUGCAUUUUCACUUUUGCAGAUGCGGGCUCAAUCGGAGUAAACUAUGGAAGAAUCGCCGAUAAUCUACCUUCUGCGGUGAAAGUGGUGCAGCUCCUCAAGUCUCAGGGUCUGGAAAGGGUCAAGGUUUUCGACACUGACUCUUCUGUCCUCAGAGCGUUAUCAGGAUCUGGGAUUAAGGUCACAGUCGACCUACCUAACGAGCUCCUCUACUCCGCUGCCAAAACUCAGUCCUUUGCCUUCUCAUGGGUCCAAAGAAAUGUCGCCGCGUAUUACCCUUCCACUCAAGUCGAAGCCAUUGCCGUGGGUAAUGAAGUCUUCGUGGAUCCACACAAAACUACCAAGUUCCUCUUACCUGCCAUGAAAAAUAUCCACCAAGCUCUAGUGAAGCUUAAUCUUCACUCCGCUAUUAAAGUCUCUUCACCAAUAGCACUCAGUGCUCUACAAUCCUCUUACCCGUCCUCAGCCGGAGCAUUCCGAUCCGAAUUAAUUGAACCCGUUUUCAAGCCCAUGUUGGAUUUCCUCCGGGAAACCGGUUCAUUUCUCAUGGUCAAUGCGUACCCGUUUUUUGCCUACGAGUCGAACUCGGAUGUCAUUUCUCUUGACUACGCUUUGUUCAGAGAGAACCCGGGUGUAGUGGAUGCAGGUAAUGGGUUGCGGUACUUCAGCCUCUUUGAUGCUCAAAUCGACGCCGUUUUUGCAGCGUUGUCCGCUUUGAAAUACGACGACAUCAGGAUGGUUGUGACCGAGACUGGAUGGCCCUCAAAGGGAGAUGGGAAUGAGAUAGGUGCUAGCGUAGAAAACGCCGCUGCUUACAACGGCAAUCUUGUCCGUAGGAUCCUCACAGGUGGUGGGACCCCUCUGAGACCCAAGGCAGAUCUCACCGUUUAUCUUUUUGCUCUCUUCAACGAGGACGAAAAGAACGGGCCCACAUCCGAGAGAAAUUACGGCCUCUUUUACCCCAACGAGCAAAAGGUUUAUGAUAUCCCUUUUACUGUGGAGGGCCUCAAGAAUUAUAGGGACCGCCGGUCACCGGUAUCCGGUGGUCAACAGGUGACGACUCCGGUCAGCGGCGGCGUAUCCAAGAGCACUACGGGAAACACGUGGUGCGUGGCGAAUGCUGAGGCCGGUAAAGAGAAGCUGCAGGCGGCACUAGAUUAUGCUUGUGGUGAAGGAGGAGCUGAUUGCCGUCCGAUCCAGCCAGGCGCCACGUGUUACGAUCCUAACACAGUCCAGGCCCACGCGUCUUUCGCCUUUAACAGUUAUUAUCAGAAGAAAGGGCGGGAGAUUGGUACCUGUUAUUUCGGAGGAGCAGCGUUCGUCGUCACACAAGCACCAAAGUACGGGCAGUGCGAGUUUCCCACAGGAUAUUGAAGAAAGAAGAAUGGGAUUUGGCAUUUAACUGAGGAGAUUAGUGGAAAAUGGGAAUGGUUGAAUGUAGUUUUUGGUGCUUUAGUAAAUUUUUUUGGGGGUUGUGAUUGUAUUUAAAGUGCAGAGUAGGUUGAGUUGUUAGAGAGUUAAUUAAACUAGGUAAUAUUCUGUAAUUAUUAAAGUUUAUGUUUCUGUUUCAGUUUCCCAUUUCAAGGUAUCUUCUCAAUAAAUCUAAUGAAUA
Molecule: messenger RNA, 1773 nt
Organism: Hevea brasiliensis (rubber tree)
Lineage: Eukaryota; Viridiplantae; Streptophyta; Magnoliopsida; Malpighiales; Euphorbiaceae
Product: glucan endo-1,3-beta-glucosidase 12
Exons: 3
Coding region: 126-1535 (469 amino acids)
Biological process (GO): carbohydrate metabolic process
Cellular component (GO): plasma membrane
Molecular function (GO): hydrolase activity, hydrolyzing O-glycosyl compounds
Source: RefSeq, a predicted model, not a curated record